CUAUAUUCAGACAGCCGUAGCUUUUGUAAUAAAAUAAAAUAAUGGGGGGAGGGGUCGAGAGAGAAACUAUAACACUUAAUGAAUGCGACUUUUCUGCUUGGAGAGUCUCCUCUUAUAUUAAUUCAACUCCUUUUCUCACUUGCUACUUCAUUUUCUAGCCUCCACCUCGCUCCCUCUCUCUCUCUCUCUCUAUUGCAUUUUUAUUUUCUUACCAAAGCAUUCAAAGAUACUGUAGAGAAGCAGCCUUGGUCAUUGCUGACAAUCUCGCCUAGGAUUCAGUAAAGCUGCUGUUUUAGGAAAGGUCUCUUCCUCCUUGUAAUCUGGUCUGGUCUCAAAAUGGGGAGGCACUCUUGCUGUUACAAGCAGAAGCUAAGGAAAGGUCUUUGGUCUCCCGAAGAAGAUGAGAAGCUCUUGAGGCAUAUUACCAAGUACGGCCAUGGUUGCUGGAGCUCUGUCCCUAAACAAGCUGGUCUGCAGAGGUGUGGAAAGAGCUGCAGGUUAAGGUGGAUUAAUUAUUUAAGGCCUGAUUUAAAGAGAGGUACAUUCUCUCAAGAAGAAGAAAACCUCAUAAUUGAACUUCAUGCAGUUUUGGGGAACAGGUGGUCCCAAAUUGCGGCACAAUUGCCAGGAAGAACCGACAAUGAAAUUAAAAACCUAUGGAACUCUUGCUUAAAGAAGAAGCUUAGGCAGCGAGGCAUUGACCCUGUCACUCACAAACCCCUCUCAGAGGUUGAACAUGGUGAAGACAAGAGUCAACCACGCACCAACAGCAAGGAUAUGGCUUCAAGUGAAUUGAACAUCAACACCAACAAUCCUAAACCUGGAACAUCACCAGUUACUCCACGAGGUUACCAACUGGAAAUGGAAGGUUCUCCCACCUCCAAGACAGUGAACAGCAGCGAUAACAAUGGCAACACCACCACCAAUUUGAUGGUAUCUACUACUACAGCCAGCAAAGGCUUCUUUCUGGAUAAAUUCUCGACCAACAGCCAGCCUUCUGAUUUGGUGGGGCAUCUUCCAGUUCACCAAUUGAACUAUGCGUCCAAUGCCAGGCUCUCAUCUACCUCCAACCCUACUCCCUGGUUCACCCAAACUACCCAAGCUUUCGAUAUCAAUUCCGAAUUUUCUUCAGCAGCGAUGUCCAGUUUUCUCCCACCAUUAACGGCUUCGUUUCUGUCUGCUUCUAUGGGGUACAAGCCUUCCGUCGCUGAUAGUCCUUCAAUGGCCUCGUUCACCGUGAAUGGUUCCCGCUAUUGGGAAACGGGUGCCUCCGCUAACAACAACAGUAACAGCAGCAGCAACAGCACUGAGCUGCAAAGCAAUAGUUCCUUCUACGACAAUAAUAGCUCCUCUUGGGGAUUACCAGAUUGUAGCACACCAGAGAAAGAGGCUCCACUCCAUCUAAUGGAAAGUCAAGCAGAAGAUAUAAAAUGGAGCGAAUAUCUGAAUAACCCAUUGCUAAUGGCCGCUGCUUUGCAAAAUCAAACUCCACAGUCCUUGUACAACAUGGACAUCAAAUCAGAAACACAUUUCCUCACUAAUAAUUCAUCAAACAGUAUGUGGACUCAUAACCAACAGCAACAGCAGCAAGAACCUUUACAAAAUCCCAAUAUGUGUGCUGCUAAGGACAUCCACAGACUUACAGCAGCUUAUGGACAUGUUUAGAAAGCAUCAAACUUGAACUAAUGGCAUGCUCAUGUAUAAGGUGUGUACCACAGAUUUUUCAUUUUCAUUUUCUUUUUAAUUCUGGUGUAUAUAGGUCUGAUACAAAAAUUAAUUAUCACCUCUGCUUUUGGACUAUCUGUGAGCAAAUCAAUCUUGUUAUUAGCUUCUUUUCUUUCUUUCUUUUUUUUUUGCUUUGUGGGGUAGAACUGCAGAAUAAGGCUUUGUUGCAGUGUCUUUUAGUCGUCUUUGACACUUUGCAAAUGGCCAUAUUUGAGAAUUGGAAUGUUGCAAUUCUACAUGUAAACAACUGUUGAUAAAAAAAUAUAGUAUAUAUUUAUGGGGUUUUCUUUUUUGGUCA
This is a messenger RNA of Gossypium raimondii (Peruvian cotton), 2023 nucleotides long. Its product is annotated as transcription factor MYB61. Bases 337 to 1665 code for a protein of 442 amino acids. Lineage: Eukaryota; Viridiplantae; Streptophyta; Magnoliopsida; Malvales; Malvaceae. Gene Ontology annotation, biological process: regulation of stomatal movement. The record is from RefSeq and is a predicted model, not a curated record. The transcript has 3 exons.